AUGACUGGCAUCCUUACGAGAGGAGAUGGAGGAGAUGCGGCCACAAGCCAAGGACAGCUGCAGCCGCCAGUAGCUGGAAAAGGCGGGAAGGACCCUGCCCGGAAGCCCGUGGAGGAGCGAUGUCCUGUGACACCUGGAUCUCAGACCUCAGGCCACCGGGACCGGGAGAGGGUGACUGAGGAGAAGCAGAGCAGGAGCCUCUGCCCGGCUGCUUCUGCAGCCUACGCGCAGAGCUGGCGGCGGGGCAGCCCGAGAGCAUACUGGAGCGGCCAUGAGCCGGCCCGUGGAGAGCAGAUGACCUGUGUCCGGGUCCUGCCUGGCUCCCUCCCUCAGGGCCUCAGGACGCUCGCAGGGAGCUGGUCCCGGGAUAUUUAUAUCCUGGAGGAAGGGCAGGCCCGUGCUUGGCCCACGAGGAGCUUCCUGUCCAUCAGGGCCAUGGGGGCCAGGGCAGAACCAGAGCACCCGAGAGGCCGGCCAGUCACGCACAAACGGCCUCGGGCCAAGCACCAGCCCUGGGAACGCGCGGUCCCCUCCGCUCUCCGCACGUCCGGGGUCAGUGGUCACUUUAUUAAUAGCAGCCCCUGA
Molecule: messenger RNA, 585 nt
Organism: Rangifer tarandus platyrhynchus (Svalbard reindeer)
Lineage: Eukaryota; Metazoa; Chordata; Mammalia; Artiodactyla; Cervidae
Source: the annotation of a GenBank genome assembly